AUGACUGGAAUUUUUACGAGCCGAAACUUUGCUCUAGAAGAUACUCCGAGCCUGCAUGGCCAGAUUGCAGUGAUAACAGGAGGCCAGUCAGGGAUUGGCCAGGAGAUUACCGCGCAGCUCCUCCAUCAUGGCAUCGAAAAAGUAAUUGUCGUCGCCAGAAGCAAGGAUAAGUUCCUUGUUGCGCAGGAGACCUGGGGCCAAAGACUUGGUCAAUCAUUCGAAGAUGAUUCACGGCUUGAAUUCGUCGCCUGUGACUUAGGUGAUAUCAACGACGUGCGCGCAGCAACCGAUACAAUCAAAAGGCAGACCGACAAAAUCCACAUCCUGUUUUGCAAUGCCGGACUCGGCGUCCCAUAUGAAUACAAACACUCACCUCAAGGCAUCGAUCAUGUGUUCGCGACUAAUUGCGUUGGCCACCAGGCUCUCGUCACUCUGCUCCUUCCAGAGCUCAAGCGUGCGGUGUCCACGUCGCCGAAUGGAGCACGGGUAGUGGUGACAAGCUCCAGUUUACAUCUGUGCUGCCGAAAUCUCGAUUUCGGUCUCCUCAAGUCUCAUGCGCGAGUCAAGACUCCGGCUCUGUAUGAUGGGAUCUGGCGGUAUGGAAGAUCUAAGCUUGGGAACAUUCUGUUUGCGAAAGAGCUUAGUCGGCGGCUCUUGGAGGACUCCGAUCCUGCGAGUCGCCAGAUCUAUGUGAAUGCCUACUUCCCAGGGAAUAUUGUGACGGAUCAGUGGCAGGCCUGGAACUUAUAUUUUGGCCGUGCAAUUGGCUCAUUAAUGCGCUUUGUGGCUUCAUUUUUGGGGCAGAGCGUGGAGGACGGUGCUGCAACGGCACUUUUUCUGGCCGCGAGUGAGGAAGUAUCGCGUACAAACUCGAGGGGACGGUACUUUGUGCCCAUUGCUACUUUACAGGAUCCUAGUGAGAUUGCCAAAGAUGAAGACUUGGGGGCUAAUCUAUGGGAAUGGAUCGAUGAGCAGAUUACUGCUACCUUGGGAAUCGGCUGGAAGAAUGGCGAGUGA
Penicillium chermesinum is the source of this 1017-nucleotide messenger RNA. RefSeq names its product putative short chain dehydrogenase/reductase. The record is from RefSeq and is a predicted model, not a curated record. Bases 1 to 1017 code for a protein of 338 amino acids. The transcript has 4 exons. Lineage: Eukaryota; Fungi; Ascomycota; Eurotiomycetes; Eurotiales; Aspergillaceae.